Messenger RNA from Pocillopora meandrina, 243 nucleotides. The record is from the annotation of a GenBank genome assembly. Lineage: Eukaryota; Metazoa; Cnidaria; Anthozoa; Scleractinia; Pocilloporidae.
AUGGAACCGACUGCAGUUAUUGCCUAUGCCAAUAUUACCAAGCAAGGAAAAAUUAAUCUGUUUCCCUCUGGACUUAUUAUUGAUCCAGUUUGUCCCUAGCUUGGCUGUACACUGGACUGUAAGGUGUAUGACAUGGAAGCCAAAGAAGAAGGCCUAGUACCCUAUGGUCUGUUGGAAUUUAAAGUUGUAGAAGAAGGUUUUGUGGACUUCAGAAAUGUUCAAAUAUUUAUCAACCAAUCCUGA